UAUAUAAAUAGGGAGCAGUGAUCAACCCCUCCCCGAAGGAUAAUGUGUCUUGGAAGAGACAAACCAAUACGGUGAGGCGGCCUACGCCCAUGGGGGCUGAUGGGACUUAGCAGCUGCAGGUUCUGACAGGUUUUAUUAUGGCAGACGAUUGACCCUUCUUGCGGUGCUCGCCAGUGUUGACAAGUACUUGACGGUCCUGACGUGCUCUUUUAAAGAGGAGCCUGAAGUGACGACUAGUUGCUUCUCAUCAAUCUUCACAAUUAUGUCGCGAGCGUCGGGCUACUCUUUUACGCAAUCUGCGCAACUCUUCGGUUGUACAUGUAAUGUAUCGGCAGGCUGUUUUCAUUUUGCAGAGGCUUCUGCGGGCGUUUUGCUGGACAUGUGAGCCUCAUGUUCGCGGCUUGAUGGCAUGGGGCCGCCAGUACAUCAGGAACUACUGCGGCGCGUCGCUUCUUGGAUCGUACGGUGGCGGCUGUCGUCGCUGCAGCGCCGGCCACCAGCGUUGCCAGGCGGCGCAGAGCUGCGGCUGGAGGCAAGCGACGACCCCGUGUGGCAGGGGGCGCUGGGGCUGGCCGUGUGGCCCGCGGCGCCUCCGCUGUGCCGCCACCUGCUGCGGCGCUCCGGCGGCUGCAUGGCCGGCGAGCGUGUGCUCGAGCUCGGGUCCGGCACAGGCGUGGUCGGCCUCUUCGCCGCGGCGCUCGGGGCAGCCACCGUGCUCACCGACUGCCGGCCCGCUGGCCCGCGCGGGGCGGCCGUCCUCGAGCGCCUGCGCAGCAACGCGGAGGCCAACGCGGCGCUCUGCGCCGUCGCGCCGGAGCUCUUGGAGCUGGAGUGGGGCCACCACGAGCAGCAGCAGGCCGUGGCCUCGCGGGGGCCGUUCUCGCUGCUGCUGGGCAGCGACGUGACGUACAGGCCCGCCAGCCACGCGGCGCUCUUGGCGGCGGCGGCACGCGUCUGCGAGUGCCCCGAGGUCCUCGCAGCUCGCUGGGAUCGGCGCUGGACCACCCCUCCCUGGCGCGCGGGGCGCCCCAGGGGCGGCGCCGCAGGCCGGCGGCUCACGCCCGCCGCCGCUGCUGCUGGCGCACCACUCCUGGGGCACGGCGCUGCCCUCGAUGCUGGGCCUGCCAGACGGCCCGCUCGAGCACCUGCGGAAGACCGCGCACGACGGGGGCUGGUCCUUCGAGGAGGUGGAUCGUGAAAGCACGGUGUCCAUCAUCCAGCUGGAGAGGCGCCAGUGAUGCACCCGUCGCGCUCGGGGGCCGCGCAAUCUGAGCUCAGGAUCGCGCUGUGCCGUCACAGUCCUUGGAGCUCGGGCUUCGGAAUCUCCUCUUGCCUCGCCGAUGCGCGCACGCGCCUCAGAGCAGGAGA
Messenger RNA from Prorocentrum cordatum, 1368 nucleotides. The record is from the annotation of a GenBank genome assembly. Lineage: Eukaryota; Dinophyceae; Prorocentrales; Prorocentraceae.